CACCAACUCCCAGGCUCCGCAUAAUCACUUCACGAGCAUUCGAGACAACAAUCGCUUUGAGACACCAUCACGCACAAUGGACCGUGGACUCGACCGCAGCCUCGACGAGAUCCUUGCAGAUCGCCGGCAAAACAACAACAACAACAACAACAACAGAGGCGCGCGUGGCGGCCGUCGUCGCGAUGGUAGAUCUGAUUACCCCAGAGAUGGCGUCAGAAAGCCUUUCAGAGACGAUGCACCGCGGGACCUUGACUCCGAGUGGGUUCACGAUAAAUUCGAGGAUCUUGGUAACCGCCGUUCUGCUCCAAGACGUCGACACUCGCCCGAGCCUUCGAGGGGUAGCAAGCUUAGGGUGGACAACAUCCACUACGAACUGACACAAGAAGAUCUCGAGGGCCUCUUCACGCGCAUCGGCCCCAUCGUCAAACUCGACAUGAAGUACGACCGCGCCGGCCGCUCCGAAGGCACCGCGUUCGUGACGUACGAGUCCCACCGCGACGCCGUCCAGGCCAUCAAGGAGUUCGAUGGCGCCAACGCCGCCGGCCAGCCCAUCCGGCUGACCCUCCUCCCCGGCGGGCCGCGCCGCAACCCGUUCGAGACCGCCGUCGUGCCCGGUCGCCCGCUCGCCGAGCGCAUCACGGUCCCCGGGGGUCGGUCGCGCUCGCUGUCGCCCGGCAGGCGUGGGGAUCAGUUCUCGGAUGAGGAUGGUGGGAGGAGAGGUGCAAGGAGAGGCGGAGGCGGUGAUACCUAUCGUCCUCGUGGAGGGAUCCGCGGAAGUCGGUCACGGAGUCCGAUCGGUGGUGGCGGGAGGCGGAGAGAUGGCGGAGGUGGUGGUAGGAGACCGGGGCCUAGGCGGGACGGUGGUGGUGGUGGUGGUCGACGGGGAGACAGGGGCGGUGGUGGUAAUGGUGGGGAAAAGACGGCGCGGGAUGGGCGUCCUAAGAAGACGCAGGAAGAGUUGGAUGCGGAGAUGGAGGAUUAUUUUGCUGGUGGCGGCGGGGACGUGCAGGCUGAGGCUGCUGCGUCUGCGGGUAUUGUUAAUGGUGUUGUUCAGCAGGACGCUAGCGAGGAUGUGGACAUGAUUGAGUGAAAUCGGGGAAAGGGUGCAUUGGCUACGGGAUAGCAUGGUGGGAUGAGAUGGGUUUCUACAGGGACACAUAAGGUUUUUCUUUUGAUUUUACAUAGGCAUGGCCAAU
This is a messenger RNA of Chaetomium strumarium, 1196 nucleotides long. RefSeq lists its product as uncharacterized. The coding region runs from base 77 to 1090 and encodes 337 amino acids. Gene Ontology annotation, molecular function: mRNA binding. The transcript has 7 exons. NCBI's taxonomy places the organism in Eukaryota, Fungi, Ascomycota, Sordariomycetes, Sordariales, Chaetomiaceae. The record is from RefSeq and is a predicted model, not a curated record. Gene Ontology annotation, cellular component: nucleus.